AUUGAUGGGAGAAAUUCCAACCCAGUAUAAAAACAUCAAGGCACCGUAUAUUACUCAAUAUCAACCAUGACCGUGCUCUAUGGAAAACAAUUGCUGAUGGGAUGGAUGUAUUGAUUUCCCAAAUGCAUCUAAGAACGGUAACUUUUUAUACAACAACAUUAUGAUUCGUAUAUGCACCAUUACAAAACUUUGUGAAGAUCAUAUCAUAAAUAAAAAGAUUUGAUAAAUUAUAACUGAAGUCACUUUUGGACAUGUUAUAGUGAAUACCACUUUGACUAAUUUAGAGGUGAGAAGUAUCAUGAUUAUAUUAAAUUUGUAAAGCAUUUUCUCAUAGAAUAUGGUUUGUAAUGAAAUAUCAAAUAAUUUAAAAUCCCCCCCAUAUGAUUAAUACGGUAAAGAAUAAAUAGAUAAUGACACAAAAUCAACGCAAUGGUUCUAAAUAUGUACUCAAGACAUCAUCAAUGCAGCUUUAAUACACAGUAUCAAAAUUCAUUGUCAAGUCAAGAAUGGCAAUUCAUAUAGGGAUAUUCAUAAAUUAAAUUUUUAUAAGUUUAAUUUUAUAGUAACAUGGCUUGAAAUAAAUAAUGUUAGCAUGCUAAACACACACAAGUUCUCAAAUAUUCAUGUGAUUUAUCCAAUAAAAAUGUGAAGGACAGUUUUAAUAAAAUUUUAAUGUAUAUGACUUCAUUAAUUUGUUCUGGAGCACAAAUGAAAACAGUUUGUAAUUGAGUGCUUGGCAUAAUACUAUUAUUGUACAAAAGUACAGCACGAGUCUUGUGCAAAUAGGCGCAUGCACGAGUCUCUGACAUUUGGUUCUGUGUGGACUAUGUACAAAUAUUUCUCAUAAAAAGUUUUUGAACAAUAUUUUUCUUUGUAAAACUUUAUUGAAUAUGUGUGUGGUGCUGGUUCUUGUAAAUAAAUCGAAGGGAAACAAGCUUUUUUUGAGGAAUAAUCGUUCACAACCUCAUUUGUGAGAUUAAAACAUGUAUGGUGCUGGUUUAAACUAUGACAAACAGCAAUUAUGAAUGCAAAUCUUUAAUUUCAUUUAGAAGCGCAUCAAAAAUGACUAAAUUUCAAUAGACGAUUUAUUUAUUUCAUGAAUACCGAAUUUCAGUUUGACUUUAUAUUAACAUAGCUAAUAUAAAAAUAUUUAGCUUGGUAAACAUUCGCCAGUUUCAGUCAUUCAACUGAUCAUAUAAAUGAAGUUGAGGUAUAUAACUAAUUUGAUAUCAUUUUCAUACAGGAACAAAUAGGGAGAAUAAAUAUAUAUGCCGGAGUGCUCUGUAAAAGUUGGAAAUUAUUCAAAUUUUAUUAUUGUCUGUUAUCCCUUAUCCAUGCUCUUUAUAUAUUUGAAUAAUUCAAUAAAUGAAAAUCAUUUUCAAACAAUGAAAUGCCUUUGAUGAGCUAAUGCCUUACUAAUAUUUUUCAUAAAUUAAUAAUUUGAUGCUAUACAACUUUUAUAAAUAUUGCUUUAAUUUAGAGUGAGGUGCUAAUGAGAAAUUUGAUCAGAAAACUGUGUGGAAGCUUGAAAGAAACCUGUGCAACAGUGCACAACUGAGCUGUAAAUUAAAAAAAUAUUUCACUCCCUUCUUGUCCCGGAAUUGAAUAUAUUAUAGGGGUGUUAUACUGCAAGCUUGUGAAUUGAAAUGAUGACACUGUUUCAAUGUUUAUCAAGUAUUUUAGAUGAUACAGAUUGAAACCCAAUGCAAAGCUUUCUAUAGAACAAACACUGAGAAAUAAUCAAUUUGCGGAGGGAGGGUAGUUGACGUAUUGUAUCAGCACGCAGCAUCAGCCAAUCAGAAGAGCGAAACAGGCUCAUCACGAGGAGGCAAUAUACCGCGUUCCGCGACCGCCAGAAUUCUGCUUCGAGUCGAUGUAUAAUGAACGGCCUCGACUUUUUGCUGACAGCAUUCUGUUUUCGGUGAAAUUUCCAAGGAGUGGUGUGAGAUAUUCUUUCGAUAUUUCGUACACGGGAUGUAUUGCAUCUAGUUGACACACAGGCAAAGUUUCGCACUCGCAGCUAAAACGGAACCCCCUAAAAGGUAAAUGAAAAUGACAUCGACUGAAAGGCCAGAAUCUUAGAAUAGUUGAGAAGAAUUGCUAACUGCAAAUGAUACUAUUGAAUUGGGCUAAUUUGGCUGGUUGUGCGAAAUGUGCUUUGAGCAUAAUCCUGAAGAUUAACUUACAUCAAAACCAGUUAUUUAUCAUAAGUGUGUGUGUGUAUGACUAAACUAUUGAUUGUUUUUUGUGUAUGUAAUAGUUCUAAUCAUUAUGCCUUCCCUUGACUGAUGACCAUUUCAUGGUGAAUAUAAUUGUGAGCUAUUUUAAGAAGUGCGGAUAUAGUUUAUUGGUUUUUGUAUGUUGUGCUGAAUGUAUUAGUGUAUUUUGUCAUAAUUAGGGCAAUUGAUUAAAAAUAUGCUAUUACCCAAUAUGUUGUUUCACAUUGUAUUUUGGUUAUGUUGUUUAUUUACUUAGUUUCGGGCCAUAGGUAAUUAAAAUUUGAAUGUUGGUCGAUCAUAUUUACAGCACUUUAUUUGCUGUUGACUUUUAAAGCAUGUUGUUUGUGUAAAUUAUAUUCACAUCUCUUCAACUGUUCGCUGUUUUUAUAUCGAGUAAUAUCAGAUGUUUCUUAUCUGUUUACAUGCAGUUAUAGCCUAACCGUUUGACAAAUUCCAUCACAUAGUGUUUACUGUAAACUUGUGGUCUUUUGAAUCCACAAAAUCCUAUUUUGAAUAACUGAAUUCAAAAUAUUUGUUUAAUAGGGUUUUGUGGUUAGGCUAUUUAAUUAUUUUCUAUUGUGUGUAUCAGUGAAUAUAUACCUCAUUCAUAUAAAAUAUCAUAUUGGCUAAAUGUUUAAUGAGCUAUUUUUAUCAUUUUUGUUUUUUUGCGGUUGGAGAUCCAAUUUUUUUCUGGAAACUAUAUAGGCUAUCUUGGUUUUUCUCAACCAAUAUUGGACUAAAUCAAAAUACUUUUCACUCUCAUACUAUUUUUAUCAGUAUAAAUGACAAAUGUUACGAAAUAAUAAUACAAUGACUACAAUGUAUUGUGUAUGUUCAUAUGCUGCACCAUUGGUUUUAGUCAUAGUCUCCUUCAUUUCCCAUCCGUGCUUUAAUCCAUUUCCCAACAUUGAAUCUCUCCCAUAGCCUAUUCACAAAAACUUCAGUAACUCAUUUAUUCAAUCUUCAAUGUAUUCUUAGUUAACGGUCAAGUCGGAACCACUUUUUACAGUUAGUAGUAUAAUAGUUUACAAUGUUUGCAUAAAUAAGUAUUAUAGUGAUAAUAAACAACUAAGGAAUAUUAGUAAAACAACAUCAAAUACAUAGCCGAAUUCCUCAAAAAGGAAAAAUUUCCUUCCUUGAGAGGCAUUAAUCUAAUCUAGUAGUUUGGUCCUACUUGAGUAUGCUUGAUUGAAAAUCAUUAGUAAUGAACUUGUCAAAUUUGGCAACACUUUUUUUCUGUAUGGCACUCAUUGGAAUACUUCAAUUGUACAUACAGAAAGUUGUUUGCUGUGUGUUUACUCAAUAAUUAUUACAUCAUUAUCUACAUAUAGAGCGAAACUUUCAACAUCAACUAAACAGUUAAAAACAACUUUCAGUUUGAAGUAAUGCUAAUUACUCAUACUUGAAUAUGGCAUGAACAUGUGGAUAUCCCAAAUUCAAUAAUUUUCUGCAGUUACUAGUCAUAUCAUUACAUCUUGGCGCAUUUAGAACGUAAAGGUAAUAUGCAUUUCUUAUGUCUUACAGUAUAAUUAUUUCCAAUGUGGUCUAGAUUUAGAGUAGUAUUCAGGUAUUCAUAUAAUCAAUAAUAAGAGAAUUCAUAAAACAGAGAGAUUAGCAGAGAUAUCUUACACAAAAGCAUGCUUCACAAAUCUUUUGUUUGACAUCUUAUUCAUCUGCCCUGGCCAAAUUGUUACUAUCAAUUUCUCUGUCACUGCAGACUUCACUUCAUUGGGGAUGAGAAUCUCCCUAAUUCCCUGUUUUAGUUAUCGAGUUAGCAAGGAAUGAAUAUAGUAAAUAAAAAAAAUAGAAUUUUGUGACGCAUUCACAUAUUAUUUUUAGGUCGGAUGGUAAAUACAUUACAUUUUUUUGUAGAUGUUUCUUAUUUUGUGACCAAAGUAACUGCAUUUCCCUAAUUGUGGGAAAUGGGUGCUGCACAAUUUUUGCCACAAUAAUAGUAACAAAUAAAAGUAAUUUAAAUAUCUACUUUUCUGUUCCACUUUGUUGAAAAAUCAAUGUGUUAUUUUUGACCAAACAGAAAAGCCUUUCUCCUUAUUUUUUUUGUUUCUAUUAAGUGUUAUUAGCGGCUAUUUUUCUGCCCCAGAAGCUGGUAAAUUAUGUGUGGACCAUGCAUAUAAUUAAUAUGUAUUGAUAGUUGUUUGGGUUAUAUUGAAGCAUUUCCAAUGACGCUUGAAGGUCGGCUGCUGUCACAGUGUUCCCCGUCGGAAAUCUCAUGUCUGAAUAAUUAAUCCCGGUCUUGGGCGGGAAUAUAAAUUCAAAAUAUAAUUGUAUUCUUAUUAGUAAAUGAUUUUUACCAAUAAUCUUGGUACGGCGGCUUUAACUGCACGUUUUGGCCGAUGUUUGUUUUUAUCAAGGUAUCACAGCCCUUGCGGCGACGUACUACGGGAAAGUGUGUUCGAUCGGCGGCAUAUUUUUGUUGCAUCACCGCCGCCUAAUUUAUUCUACCACGCUUUUGUUCCCUCGUGUUUAUCGUUGCCGCAACGUUUUAGUUUUAAUUUCGUUCCAUUUCCGACGUGUUGCGUAGUUUGUAAUAUUGUUAAAAAAACAUUGCAUAAAUUUUACAAUCGGUCAUAUUUAGUUGCGAUAUCGAGCUUGGCUGCUCAUAUUUUUUCAUGUAUAUUAACAACGCUUUCAACUACAAUUUUGAACGGCAACAUACACAAAUACGUACGUGCACAUAAGGUUAUUUUUAGUUUCUAUUUUUCGGUGGCAUCCGCUUCUGUUGCGUGACGUGGUAUAGCGACGGUAUUCGACUUCAGAUGUUGUCUGGCUUGCCGCAUUAUCUAAAAUGUUUCCGGUUUUAAUAUGCCUUGGAUUUUAGGGAGUUUUGCACUGCGGAAGUGUCACACAGGGAGUUUGGAGUGUGCGUUUUUUAACUAAAAAGCACUUACUCCCAUCGCCUGAUAGACCAUAAAUUAUUUAAUUGCUGAUACAAAGACGGCGGAUUUUUUUUUUAUCUUUUGCUGUGAAGCGCCAUCCAUCCAUCAUGUCGGUACUUGUUGCAAUUUAUGCAAUUUAGACAAGAUGACACAUGACUGAGCUAUGCCAGCAAUAUAUGGAUAUAUAACCCAAGAUAUAGAUAUAAAACCCUUUUAUUUUGGGUAGUCUUCCUGCAGUAUUGUAACAGUGUUUAAAGACUACUCUUUUAGUGGGUUGCAAAUUUUUGCAUUUUGUAAUGGUCCACAUUUUAUUGUUGUUUUGCAGUAUUGUUAGUAAUAAUUAUGUUACAUAUGAAAAAAGUAAUUUACUGAUUGUAAGGCUUGUUGUUCGAAUCCGUUUGUAUUUGGAGGAUGACGGAUGGACAGAUCUGCUAGUGGUGGAAUGGCCCCGGCCCUUCAGUCUAGCAAUCAUCACUCAACUGACUAUCUUGAUCAUGAGCAAGAGACAACUGUUGUUCAAGAAGUGAAAACACAUGAAAAGGUUAACGGGACUGCUUUUAAUAAAAUCCCUGCAAGAAUCGAGAAUCCUUUGAAGUGUCCAGAAGAACCUCAUUUAUUGGCAGAUGCAUGUGAGGACUCCACAAUCAGCAAAGCAAUUGUAGAAGGUUCCGAUAUGAUUGUAACAGAACCCUGCAUUUUAACUGGACUUAAGGAUUCUCUCCCUGUAGUAUCUUUGUCUUCUGUGCAUCUUGGACAGGGAGAUGGAGUGCUCGUGAACAGUAUCAAUCAUAAUGGUUGGGGGGAUUGCAAGAAGCGUGCUGGGGGUAUCUUACAAGAAAACAAUGUUUCCUGCAAUAAUCAUGAAAUGGGAGUUAAAACACACAAAACUAAUAAAACUACCCAUGAUGAAAGUUUAGUGGCAUUAGGUGAUAAUAUUAAUAACCAUACAAGUGGAGAUGAAAGUGAAAACCACCCAAAUGGUAAAAUAAAAACAGCUCAAAUGAAUCACAAUUUAUUGCUACCACAAAACUCGGUGCUACAGUCUAAGCUUGCAACUAUACCACCACUUAUUUCACCAGUUGCAACCAUGGUUACUUAUAGCACAGUAGCACCAAUCACAAAUACAUCUUCAACCUCUAGUGACUUUUAUACAAAAUAUGAAGACAGCAUGAAUACGAACAAUACAGAAAACUGUACAAAUAUGCCUGAGGAACUGGCAAAAAAUGUUGAAGCAGAUACUAACAUUCUGAUGGCAGAAGUUAGCAAAUCACCAACACUUGUGUCACAGGAGAGUAAUCAGGCCACUUCAGACUCUAUGCCUCAGUUAACACAGGAAUUAAAAUACACAGAUUUGUUGAACAGUGACUUAUCUAAAAUUAACAUGUCACAAAAACUCGCACAUACUUUGCAAGAAUUAGCUGCAUCGCUAAAAGGAACUAGUAUGCAGCUACAAGCAGAUACAGGUGUAGAAAAAAUGGAAUCCGAUAUUACCCACACUGUGACUUCUAAUUUUCAGGAACCAUUGCACCGAUCUGUUAAAAGCCUGGAUUUCUCAACGAAUGAAACAAUUACACCGAAUGAGAAAGCGAUGGCAGCAAAAGAGCAAGAAGCUCGUAUCCAAGUCAAAAUAAAAACUGCUGUUGAAAACAGUUUAAAUUUAGAUAAAAAACUCCACUGCCUGAAAAAUAAAAUUGAUUGUCUUCGAUUGCAAGAUGUAACUUCUCAUAUCAAGAAAGACUUAGGUAAUAUAUCAUUGCACAUACAAACAUCAUCCAGGUCUUGUGAUACCGUAAGCACAACGGGUUAUAAUCACACUGUUUUAACGGAGUCUACUGAGUCAGGUUUAAACUUUUGGAAUAAAUUACUUGGAAAAAGCCAGUCUAAUAUUGAAACAAAAGGCACUGCAAAACUUUGUGAAAGUGUAAGAAGGAUUUCUGGUUCCUCUGUAAAAAAGGAGCUAAAUACAGACGAACAAAAAGUUGUGCCAGAUAUUUGUGCGAUGGAUUUGGAUCCUAUUGUACAACUAACAAGAGUGGAACAAACUGUAUCUGACAUGAACAAAAGGAUUGAAAAUAUCAAGCAAGCUAAGGCUGGUUCCGGGAUUUUGCGGAAAGAGUUGAAAUAUAUUCGAUCACACGUCGAUCCUGAUGUAACUGAUAGUAGCUCUGAUGAGGAUGUAUACGAAGCUUCACAAUAUAAGAAAACGAAACAAGAAACCAAGGAGGGUUUCAAGCAAACCAAAAAGGUUCGGAAAUCAUUCUGCAAGUGGGUAGCUGAAAGGGCUGAAAUAUCACGAAGGUGGACUUGGCUGCAGUCACGAAUAUCUUCUUUGGAAUUCAGCAUUCGCCAACAAGGAGAUUUAUAUACACAGCUUAGGGACGCGAAGGGGCUUGUGCAGCUAGAAUUACCUCCCCCACCUGUUUUCAACGUUUACUCUACUGGAAUACAUUCCGGUACAAUUUUGGGUCAAACACCGCCAGUUAAUAUGAUGAAUAAACAAAGGUCUGAUGAUAGAAUAAUGCCGGAUUUCACACCACCUUGCAGUGUCAACCAGUUGCUAAACAAUGUUCAGCAGUCAACUAGAUUGCUUGACAACUUGUCACCAUUGUCUGGGGGAUCACCAUCUCCAAAUCAAACGGCAAUAAAAAUUUCAGAAACAGAUGAUCAGAAAUCAAACGUUGCUUCUCGCUAUGAAGACUUCCUCAAUUCCUCAGCUCGCACAAGGCAGCUUUGUCUGACGGCUUUCAAGAACAGGAAAUUGAUAAAACUGUCUCCAGCAUGCCUAGUUUCUAAUAAGCCUUUAAAACCAAAAACUGUUCCAAACGACAGUUCCAUAAUGUGCAUUGCUGGAGACACAUCUGGGCAAAGAAAGGAAGACUUUGGAUCAAUUAUUCUAAAAGCAGCACAACAUGAUCAUUCAUAUCACACGGUCAUAUCAUCUGUGAAAGAUAUUCCACUUUCCAUAUCAAUGCUUGCGGUUAUGAAGUCGAAACGUAAAUGGUGCAAAAAGUCUGGAUCAUACAGUAGAUCUGCAUCACUAAGAGCUGAAAGAAAGGAAUCAAAGAAACAGAAAAAACGUAACAAAAAGUUGAAACACAAAUCUGCAAAAAAACGAGAAAGAUCUAAUUCUAUGCUGCCCCCCAAUCAUUUGGAUGAUUCAUCUGAUGUGAAAAGAAGGAAGCUCAGUCACAUGUCAGACACAAGUAAAAAACGAAUGAGGGGGCAAUCGUUUGACUCUGAUAUGGAAUCACCUGUUGUUAUUGGUGGAUUCAAUACACAUCAGCCAUCCAGAUCAAGUAGUGGUGCUGCCACCCCAACAGACUUUGGACCAAGCCAUAAUACAUACUGGAAGAAAAAGAAAUCUUCAGAACAAGCAUUUGAUAUAAAUAAUAUUGUUAUUCCUCACGGUUUGAACUCAGCGAGGAUUGAAAAAUUAGCUUAUAAAGAAAUUCAAACACCAAGCUGGAAAGUUCUGGAAUUCAGUCCCUUGGAGCAAGAAGUUGGAGUCAAUUUGUCAAUGAAUCAUGAUGAAGAAUAUGAAGAUAUAUCUCAUUCGGCAUUCCAACGAAGACAUGACAAUCAUGAGAUAGUUGAGAAGAAGAAGUACAUGGCAUACAUGGAAUGGAGUAUUUCAAGGAAGGGAAGAGGAUCAAGAAUGAGUAACAUUCGUGGACCUGGUGAGGAUGAACCAAACUCCCCUACAUCUGCAGGUCAGGAUGCAAGUCCAAUGUCUUUUUCUUCUGAGCAAUUUUCUUCAAAUGUGACAGGUUCGGCAUAUCUUCCAUCGCCUGCUAAUCCGCUCAGUCCCUCAGCUAAGCCAGUCGGAGUUACUACCAGAAGAAUGUCAACUGAUCACAAUCCAAGUCGACCAUCCACCCCGCUGUCGAGCACCGUCUUGACAACACAAGGGAACAAUGAUACCUCACUCAGUCAUAGCUAUUCCUCUCCCAUUCUGUCUGGCUGGCAAGAUGGUUUUGGGCCUCGCAGGAACUCUCAUGAACAUGCAUUGUCAGUAAACCGAACUCUAUCUGAAGGAGCCAACUCUAAGCUUCUGUCCGAGGGUGCCCAGGCAUGGGAGAAAAGACCAUUCCCUCUGAUAGAGGAAGAUAUUAGAAUGCUGAGUGAUAUAGACUUUGCUCUGCAGAAACUUCAAAGCGAAGGUUGGAAUGGUGAUGCAGGUCAUUCCAAUGUAGUUUCUUGUCAGGAAAACGAUAAACGACAACUCAUCACCAGGCACAGCAGUAGUGAUAAAGCUCACCAGUCGUCAACAUUUGAUCACACAACAUUGUCACACGAGGCUGUUCGGGAUCACAAUCACAAGUCAAUGAAACGAAGAAGAACUGAUUCUCGAGCUUCUUCUCUUGCAUCUCAUGAUGUUGAUGAUGGAGCGAGGCAUAGUGAUGCUUCAACAGCUUCUGCUUCAUCGACUGCUCGGCGCCGAAAGACUGGACAUCGUAGCCGAAAUCACACGUCAUCACAACGAAAUGAAAAUGGUUUACGACGAACAGCUGUGUCAUCAAGAACUCUGAAAGCUAAACACAAUUACAUACAUACCAGACUCUCAGAAACUGAUGAUUCAUCUUCAGAUUCUGACACUGACUCUCCCUCUUCUGAUGACACGUUAACUUCAUAUGAUGACGCUGGACAUCUUGUUGAUGAUUAUGCUGACCCAGAGUGGGAAUUUAACCCCAAGCAAAGAGAUCGCCGGUGAUUCAGUUUCCAAUUAGCGAUAAUAGCUGGAUGAUAUGUUCCAUGUUGUUAUAUGUGCAUUCUUUUGAAAUUUUCUGUCUGACCACCGUUUUUAGAAUGUUGGUUAUUGUACAGCUUGGAAACUUCUGGGAUACAUCAAUAUUAAGUGCCACAGUUUAGCCAUCUUUUGUUAGUUUUCUUGUUUUUUCCAUUUCUUUUUACAAAAGUGUGAUGUGUUAGUCUGAUCAAACUAACCCGUUGGGUUGGAUGUCCAUACAAUUAAGAAUCUUUUGGCGCAAUUUUAAAAGAUAAUGUUUGUUGUGGAUUGAAUGUGUUGCUGCAACUUUCUGAAUACAAUUUUUCACUGUCUUCUACAUGUAGAUUUCAUGGUUAACUAAUGUCACAGUUUCAAAUUAUUUUUGCCCAUUUGUCAUCUGCCCCAUUAGUUAGUAAGUCUUGAAACGUUCAUAAAUUUUAAAUGUUGAAAGCUUUUUUAAAAAAAAUUAUCUGCCAAAUUUAGUAGUGUUUCACAUAUAUGUAUAUAUCAUCAUACUCUUUGGCAGGUUCGCUGGUAAAUUUCUUUCAGGAUUUUAUUCUCCUUGGCUGUACAAAAACUUUAUUCUGUUGUUUUGUCAUGGGAUCUUUUCUUCUAUUCACAAAUGUGAUAUUUUUGUUCCAUUCACAUUACAAUCCUUUGUAUUGCUCGGUAUGUUGAAGUGAAAUUUAUGGACUACCAGGAAUUUUGGCACGAGUUGAGUUAUCUUUUCAGAUUUACAACAUGACAGUCUCAAUGAAAUUUUUACGUUAAUUUGCAA
Molecule: messenger RNA, 10620 nt
Organism: Styela clava
Lineage: Eukaryota; Metazoa; Chordata; Ascidiacea; Stolidobranchia; Styelidae
Cellular component (GO): NSL complex
Molecular function (GO): histone acetyltransferase binding
Source: RefSeq, a predicted model, not a curated record